Molecule: messenger RNA, 3276 nt
Organism: Labeo rohita (rohu)
Lineage: Eukaryota; Metazoa; Chordata; Actinopteri; Cypriniformes; Cyprinidae
Product: E3 ubiquitin-protein ligase TRIM39-like
Exons: 7
Coding region: 870-2528 (552 amino acids)
Molecular function (GO): zinc ion binding; protein binding
Source: RefSeq, a predicted model, not a curated record
CCUGAUGGACAACAGUAUUUAGACAAGGUCGUUGAUUUGGACAUUCAAAUAAAGAAGACACAUGUUUACAGAUAUUUACUCAAAGGUAUGUGAAAGAAAUAUAAGAGAUAUUUGUAAUGUUAUAAUGAGUAAUUGUAAUGUGAUGGUUUAUGUUCCCUGAGGCUUUCUAAUGUUAGUAGACUGGUUCAGUAAGGCCUAGCUGAGGUAAGCUGACCAAACCAGGUUAAAGCAUGAGUCAGUAUUGGCUAUUUACUGCACUGAAAUGGUAUCGUAAUGUUACAAAAAGUAUGUUUUGCAUGUUGUCAUUUUUUCGUAUGCUUUAAAUAACAACAACAACAAAAAAAUUACAUAAAAAUAGGAAGUAUAUGAACCUUGAACAUAAAAAAGAGGAAACUGUGACAAAUCAUAAAAAGUGCUCAUGUCAGUCAUGAUUUGGUUUAUUAUCAAAAUGAAAACUAUUUUAAAGUUUGCCCAGAAUUUGACUUCCUCUAGAGCUGUAAAGUAUAUGUAUUUGAUUGUAGCUUUGUUUUAUUUCACUAUCUAAAUAUUGUUGCAUUACUACUCUCAUAUUCUUCAGUUUUAUAUAAAUAAUGCGUAAUAUGACAUGUUUAAUAGUGAUAUUUUUGAUCUGCCAAUUAAUAUAGGUCUGUUUUCAUUAUGAAAUAGAAACGGCCAAAAUACUUUGGUUUUGUGUAAUUGUAACUUCACACUCUAUUAGAAACUGAAAAGUUUAACAACUCUAUUAAAGGUCUUUGUUUUUUCUCAUUACUUUGUAAUUUGCACUCUUUUAAUAUUAUCUGGAUCAUGAUUCAACUGUGAAAUGUGUAUUAGGUGUGUUUUGACAUUUUCCUGAAAAGGUCUAAAGAGCAAUGGCAGAAUCUCUACCUGCACCACCAAAACAAAGAGAGGCCAGGAGACAGAGCAUGGAAAGACAUCCAUACCUGUCAUCCUCAAGUGGUCCUUUAACUGAGGAGCUUCAGUGUUCAGUGUGUCUGGAUGUGUUCACCGAUCCAGUCAGCACUCCAUGUGGACACAACUUCUGUAAGAGCUGCCUGAACCAGUGCUGGGACAAGAGUGAGGAUUGCUACUGUCCACUCUGUAAAGAAACAUUCAGUAAAAGACCAGACCUCAAGAUCAACACAGCACUCAGACAGGUUGUGCAGCACUUUAAAGAAAAGUCUGGUGUGACAAAAUCUGAAGUUCUCUGUGACUUCUGUGAUGACAGAAAGCUGAAAGCCCUGAAGUCCUGCCUGAUGUGUCAGAGCUCUUACUGUGACACUCAUCUGGAGCCACAUCACAGAGUCCCACGAUUAAAAAAACACAAACUGAUAAAUGCUGCUGAAAAUCUGGAGGACUAUAUAUGCGAGCAACACGAGAGAACUCUGGAGCUGUUCUGUAGAGAUGAUCAGACGUGUGUGUGUCCGAUCUGCUCUGUGACAGACCACAAGAACCACAACACUGUUCCUCUGGAACAGGAGAGUGAGGAGAAGAAGACUGAAGUGAUGAAGAUACAAGCAGAUGUGCAGCAGAUGAUCCAGGACAGAAUGAAGAAGAUUCAAGACAUCAAACACUCAGCAGAACUCAGAAAACAAAACAUGGAGAAAGAGAAAGCUGACAGCAUUGAGCUCUUCACCUCUCUGAUGCGCUCCAUUGAGAGAUGUCGGGCUGAACUGCUGGAGAAGAUGGAGGAGAAACAGAAAGCAGCAGAGAAACAGGAAGAAGAGCUGAUUGAAGAGCUGCAGCAGGAGAUCACUGAGCUCAAGAGCAGAGACACUGAGCUGGAGCAGCUCUCACACACUGAAGAUCACCUCCACUUCAUACGGAGUUACCCAUCCAUGUGCAAACCUUUCAACACUAAGCAGUGGCCUGAUAUCAGUGUUAACACUCCUGUGAGUCUGAACACCAUCAGAGCAGCUCUGACUCAGCUGCAGCAGACUCUAGAUGACAAACUCAGUCAAACCGGGCUUAAGAGGAUGUGCUUAUAUGCAGUGGAUGUGACUCUGGAUCCUGAUACAGCUCAUCCUGAACUCAUCCUGUCUGAUGAUGGAAAACAAGUGAGCCACAGAGACAUUAAGCGUGACGUCCCAGACAACCCUGAUAGAUUUGACAAAUGUAUCGUUGUACUGGGAAAGGAGGGAUUCUCAUCAGGUAGAUUUUAUUUUGAGGUGCAGGUGAAGAACAAGACUGAAUGGGAUUUAGGAGUGGCCGGAGAAUCUGUCAUAAGGAAAGGGAGCAUCACACUGAGUCCUCAGAAUGGAUACUGGACUAUAUGGCUGAGGAAUGAAAAUGAAUAUGAAGCACUUGAAAAUUCCCCUGCUUUACUCUCUCUGAGAGUGAAGCCCCAGAAGGUGGGAGUGUUUGUGGAUUAUGAGGAAGGUCUGGUCUCCUUUUAUGAUGUGGAGUCAUGGUCUCUUAUCUACUCUUUCACCGGCCAGACCUUUAAUGGGAAACUCUAUCCAUAUUUUUGCCCAGCACUGAACAAUGAUGGCACAAACUCAACCCCACUGAUCAUCUUACCUGUCCAUUAAUGAAUUAAUGAAUGUGCACCCCAAACAUGAAAAAGAAUAUCAAAAAGGAAACUGUGUUAUAUAUUUGAGAAAUAUCACAGGAGCAACCAUGAUGUUAUCAAAACCAUGCUGAUAUUCAGACAAACAGUAUGAAUAUGAGUGUGAUACUGAUUUUAUACAACAGUUCCAUAAACAAGAAGUUGAAGGGAUAGUUCAUUCAAAAACAUAAAUAGUUGACUGUGGCCAUUGACUAAUACAGUAUUUUCCCCCAUACUAUAGAAGUUAAUGGCUAAUGUCAACUGUUUGGUUACCAACAAUCUUCAAAAUAUCUUCUUUAGUGUUCAGUAGAAGAAAGAAACCUAUAAAGGUUUGGAACAAGUGGAGGGUAAGUAAAUGAUGACACAAUUUAAAUUUUUGGGUGAACUAUCCCUUUAAUAGCGCAUGUUUAAAAAAGAAGGCAUGGCUGAACAGAAUGGAGACUUACACUCCUCCACAUAAAGGUGUUCUGUAAUUACUCCAAGUCCACUAUGUUUCACAUUUCCUCAAUAGUGAGAGAAACCUGCUUCAAGCAAUUUCAGAGAAAGAAUGACCACGUGGCUCUGCUUCUCUUCACAAGAGAAAACACUAAAACAUCCCAGAGCUGCUAUUAAAUGUUGCUUAAUGUUAAUUGCUUAAUUAAAUGUUAUUAAAUGAAUGUUUCUUUUUACCCACCUUUACCUGUGAAAAUUAAAUUACAUGUAAAAUGUUGCAACUAUGUUGAUUACAUUAA